UCCACACGUGAUUAUUGUGUUCAUGGAUCUCUUUUCUCUACUUUCGCAGCUUGGACAUGAUAAUAAGAUUUUUUAUUUUUAAAAAAUAAUUAAAGUGAAUUAAAGAUGGAAAAUAAAGAAGAUGGUUCCGCACCACAAACUGAAGUAGAUGGACAAGAAGAGAAUCGCGAAACUUGGAAUAAAAAAGUGGAUUUUCUACUUUCUGUCAUCGGAUUUGCAGUCGAUUUAGCAAAUGUCUGGAGAUUUCCUUAUCUUUGCUAUAAAAAUGGUGGAGGAGCUUUUCUUAUACCCUACUUGAUCAUGCUUUCGGUAGGAGGUAUUCCUUUGUUUUUUAUGGAACUGGCAUUGGGACAGUAUAACAGGAAAGGUGCCAUUACAUGCUGGGGGAGGAUAGUACCACUUUUUAAAGGUGUCGGAUACGCUGUCGUUCUCAUAGCUUUAUACGUGGAUUUCUAUUAUAAUAUCAUCAUUGCAUGGGCACUCUACUUCUUUUUCGCAUCGUUUACAAAACAAUUGCCUUGGACAAGCUGUAACAACGAAUGGAAUACAGAUAAUUGCAUGGAAGUUGAUUCUAGUCUGACUGGAUCCAAUAAUAUAUCACAAUUUGAUUAUCAGUUAUUUCUAUCAAACGAUACCAACUUCACCCAAAAUGAAAUCAUCAUUUCUUCUCCAAAAAAUCAAUCUAGAAGCUCACCCGCAGCUGAAUAUUUCAAUCGAGCAGUGUUAGAAUUACAUAAAAGUCAAGGUAUAGACGGUUUAGGUGUUGUAAAAUGGGAUAUAGCUCUAUGCCUCCUCGCUGUUUAUAUCAUUUGCUAUUUUAGUUUGUGGAAAGGAAUAUCCACUUCUGGUAAAGUAGUGUGGUUCACUGCACUCUUUCCCUAUGUUGUUCUCUUCAUUCUUCUCUUUCGGGGUAUCACUCUUCCGGGAGCUGCCGAAGGAAUCAAAUUUUAUCUAACACCCAAUUUUGCGGCACUAGCUGAUGCCAAUGUGUGGGUGGAUGCCGCAACUCAAGUUUUCUUUUCACUUGGACCCGGAUUUGGUGUUCUUUUAGCAUUCGCCAGUUACAACAAAUUCCAUAACAACGUUUACAGGGAUGCACUGAUAACGAGUGCAGUGAAUAGUGCCACCAGUUUCUUAUCUGGAUUUGUCAUAUUUUCUGUCCUGGGUUACAUGGCUCAAAAAGGAAACGUCGAAGUAAAAGACGUGGCUACCGAAGGUACAUUGAAAUAUUUUAAAAUAAUUCUACAAGAAAACGUAUUUAAAACGUAUAUUUUAACUCUUGCAGGUCCAGGAUUAGUGUUUAUUGUAUACCCAGAAGCCAUAGCCACAAUGCCAUGGUCUGGAUUUUGGGCUGUUAUAUUCUUUCUUAUGCUUUUAACUCUUGGACUGGACAGCUCGUUUGGUGGUUCUGAAGCUAUUAUAACAGCAUUGAGUGACGAGUAUCCAAAACUAAAGAAAAAUAGGGAAUUAUUCGUUGCUUGCCUCUUCACGCUUUAUUAUAUAAUCGGUUUGGCAAGCUGCGCUCAGGGUGGUGCUUAUGUGGUGCAGUUACUUGAUAGAUACGCUGCAGGAUAUUCCAUACUUUUUGCAGUUUUCUUCGAAGCUAUUGCAGUUUCUUGGAUUUAUGGUAUUAAGCGGUUCUCUCAAGAUAUUUACGAAAUGUUAGGAUUCGAAGUUGGAAGAUGGUGGAAAUUUUGUUGGAUGUUUGUAGCACCCUUCUUUAUUCUGUUUAUUAUAGUUUAUGGUCUGUCUAGUUACGAACCGUUGACUUACGAAGAUUACGUUUAUCCAACAUGGGCUAACGUUUUAGGAAUGGCAAUUUCAGCCUCGUCUGUUUUAUGUAUACCAAUUAUGGCAGUUUGGCAAAUUUUUCACACACCCGGAACACUUAAACAGAGAUUUACUUUCUUGAUCACACCUUGGAGAGACAGUAAAUGCUGUGAAAGCAUCACUCCAGAAGUGCAACAAACCAAAAUCCCAUGUCAGAAUAUUCCUCCUACAGCAGUGUGACAUAUUUUUUCAUGUUAUUUAUGACUUCAGGACACAUAUUUUGUUGUAUUGUAAUUCCUAAAUUAACAAAGACCAUAUUUCUACUUCUGAGUAGAAGUUAUAAUCAAUGUUCACUCUUUGUAAAAAUCUACAAAAAAGUUGUAAAUUUUCAUCAAAAAAAAGUUCAUCUUUUAAAUAUAUUUUACUUAAAACAUCUUGACAAAGUCAGGGAUUCUAUAAUUAGCAAACAAU
Molecule: messenger RNA, 2241 nt
Organism: Centruroides sculpturatus (bark scorpion)
Lineage: Eukaryota; Metazoa; Arthropoda; Arachnida; Scorpiones; Buthidae
Product: sodium-dependent dopamine transporter-like
Exons: 12
Coding region: 106-2010 (634 amino acids)
Biological process (GO): dopamine uptake involved in synaptic transmission; sodium ion transmembrane transport
Cellular component (GO): neuronal cell body membrane; presynaptic membrane; neuron projection
Molecular function (GO): dopamine:sodium symporter activity
Source: RefSeq, a predicted model, not a curated record